Molecule: messenger RNA, 645 nt
Organism: Capsella rubella
Lineage: Eukaryota; Viridiplantae; Streptophyta; Magnoliopsida; Brassicales; Brassicaceae
Product: proline-rich receptor-like protein kinase PERK8
Exons: 1
Coding region: 27-482 (151 amino acids)
Source: RefSeq, a predicted model, not a curated record
CAAAAAAAAACAAACACUUUUGCAACAUGACAUACCUAACUCACUCUUUGCUCUUCUUCUUCUCUUGCUUCUCUUUGCUUCUUUGUGUCUCCAUUGCUGGGAGCAGACCUGUUCAUGGUCCAGCCUAUACAAACCCAUCUGCUUUCUCUCCGGAAGCUUACGAUUUCUUCCACCCAAAAUCAUCAGUCCCUGAUCACAAUAACCCACCAAAAAACUCACCUUCUUCACCAUCGACAUCCUCACCUACACCUUCGCCUUCAAAGACAUCCAUCGUAGAAGCAGAUUCACAAGGAAGUACUAAAGUUUCAUCAGACGAACACACAACAAGUGAGAGUCGCAGAGAUGAAGAAGGACGAGGGGAAACCAUUGGAGUAGUGUUAGGCCUUUCUUUCGUAGCAUUUCUCUCUUUGGCAAUCUUCUUUGUGAUCAAGAAACGACGUGCUAGUAUGAUCCGCACUAUUGUGACUCACUCUGAUGCUUAAAUUAUCCACAACGAUACUUCUUUCUUUUCAAGUUCUUUUGUCAAUUCUUAUAUAAAAAAAAAAACUAUGUAGAAAGUUACAAUGUGUCGAAGAAGAGUAUUGAAUCCUAGGCGCUAUGGUUGAGUUUGUUUUAUCAAAGUUUUGGUAUAUUUCGGUUUGAAUU